GGAGCCCCGCGACCGGAGGGCCCGGCCCGGCCGCGAUGGAGCCCCGUGGUGGUGCCUGGCAGACGUCGAACGCAGAGAACCUCCCCCCCCACAUCCUGCGCCUGCUCUGCCGGGAGCUCUCCCUGCUCAGCGCCGACCCCCCCGCGGGCAUCAAGCUCUGCCCCAACGACGAGGACGUCACCGACGUGCAGGUCACCAUCGAGGGGCCCGAGGGCACCCCGUACGCGGGGGGGCUCUUCCGGAUGAAGCUGGUGCUGGGCAAGGAAUUCCCGGCGGCUCCUCCCAAGGGAUUCUUCCUGACCAAGAUCUUUCAUCCCAACGUGGGGCCGGGGGGCGAGAUCUGCGUCAACGUGCUCCGGAGGGACUGGAGGGCCGAGCUGGGGCUGCGCCACGUCCUGCUGACCAUCAAGUGCCUCCUGAUCCACCCGAACCCGGAGUCCGCCCUCAACGAGGAGGCCGGGAGGCUCCUGCUGGAGAACUACGAGGAGUACGCGGCCCGCGCCCGCCUCCUGACCGAGAUCCACGCUCGGGGCCCCCCCCGAGCCCCCCGGACGCCCCCUCCACCUCCGGCCCCACCCCACAACUACCGACCCCCCCCGCCCCCCCCCGACGGGCCCCAGCCCAAGAAACACGCUGGGGACCGGGACAAGAAACCCGCCCCCCCCAAGAAGAAAGUGGACAAGAAACGGGCCCUAAGGAGGCUUUAAAGGGGGGGGGGGGAGCACCCCAAAUACCCCCCCCAAUG
This is a messenger RNA of Pezoporus flaviventris, 745 nucleotides long. RefSeq names its product ubiquitin conjugating enzyme E2 S (gene UBE2S). The record is from RefSeq and is a predicted model, not a curated record. The transcript is spliced from 5 exons. NCBI's taxonomy places the organism in Eukaryota, Metazoa, Chordata, Aves, Psittaciformes, Psittacidae. The coding region runs from base 36 to 707 and encodes 223 amino acids.